Stylophora pistillata is the source of this 2779-nucleotide messenger RNA. Its product is annotated as polypyrimidine tract-binding protein 2. Gene Ontology annotation, molecular function: RNA binding. The record is from RefSeq and is a predicted model, not a curated record. Lineage: Eukaryota; Metazoa; Cnidaria; Anthozoa; Scleractinia; Pocilloporidae.
CUCACGUGUUUUUAUUUGCAAAUUCCAAUCACCCGCCAUCUUGUUCCUGUGACUGAGCAACGCUCGAGAAUAUGACCAGUGUCGCAGCUUUGGCUGGGAUACCCUCUGCUACAGGAACGAAGCGUACAGCUGAAGAUCUACUGAGUAUAGCAGGCCUUAUGGGGGACCAAAAAAAGGCAAGAUUUGAGAAUGCUCCAUCUAAAGUGAUACAUGUUAGAAAUGUACCAGUUGAUGCUAAUGAUACAGAGCUUCUUGCACUUGGACUGGAAUUUGGACGAGUAAAAAAUGUACUUUUAUUAAAAACCAAACGACAGGGUUUUAUUGAAAUGGAGGACAAACAAACAGCUGCAAAUUUUCUCACUUACUACUCGCACGUAUCACCAACCAUCAGAGGUCAGGUGGUGUAUGUGCAGUAUUCAAAUCAUCCCGAGUUGAAGACUGAACCCUCUCAGCAUUCCUCUGGGACUUCCAAAAUCAUUGCUGCUGGUGGCGACUAUCCUUACUCAGCAGAUGGGCAGGGAGCUCUUGCUGCUGCUGCUGCGGCUGCUGCCAAAGGUGUGACGGGAAAUAAAAGCAAUGUCAUCAGAGCAGUGAUUGACAAGUUAUGGUAUCCAAUAACUGUUGAAGUCCUCUACAAGAUAUUCUCAAGUUUAGGGACCAUUCUUAGGAUUGUUACCUUUACAAAAAAUGGUCAGUUUCAGGCGCUAAUAGAAUUCACCACCGUUAAUGAAGCAGAACUUGCAAAAGUUACACUUGAUGGACAAAAUAUUUACAAUGGCUGUUGCACCUUACAUCUUGAAUUUUCCAAAUUGACCACAUUGACAGUGAAAUACAACAAUGAUAAGAGCAAAGAUUACACCCGACCUGACCUUCCCUCAGGUCCCAAUGAUGGCCCUUUUGGUGGAGCUGACCUUGCUGGGUUACUUGCUGGUGGUGCAGCUGGAGGUGCUAGUUUAAUGGGUGCUCCAGCUCUUUUGAGUCUUCUUCCUCAAGGAGGAUUGCUCCCAGCAAGUUUCUUUGGUGCCACAGGCGGCCGAGGAGGGUUGAACAUGGGAGGGUCUCCUGUUGUUCUUGUUAGCAAUUUGAAUGAAGAGAAGAUAAACUGUGACAUGCUUUUCACUCUGUUUGGUAACUAUGGCGAUGUAAUCCGUGUAAAGAUUCUGUUCAACAAGAAGGACACAGCUCUAAUCCAGUUUCAUGACCCUCAACAAGCCCAGACAGCAAUCAGAAAUCUGAGUGGAGUCUGCAUGUAUGGAAAAGAAAUCAAAGUGACUUUGUCAAAACACACUUAUGUUUCCAUGCCCAAGGAAGGAGAUGAAAAUAAUCUAACAAAAGAUUUCACCAAUUCACCCUUACAUCGCUUCAAGAAACCAGGAUCCAAAAACUUCCAAAACAUUUUCCCUCCUAUCAGAACACUUCACGUAUCAAAUAUCCCGGACACAGCUACAGAAGAGGAAUUAAUAGAUGCUUUCUCUGCUUCUGGAACAGUAACAGAAUUCCGCUUCUUUGCGAAAGACCGCAAAAUGGCCUUGGUAACUAUGACAACAAUAGAGGAGGCAAUUGAUGCUCUUAUUAAAAUGCACAACUACAAAAUCACAGAGUCUAAUCAUCUCAGAGUAUCUUUUGCCAAAACAAGAUCAUCCAACUGACCAUCUUAAUCUAACCUGCAAUCACACACACUUUUUUAGUGAAAGCUCAAAUUUUGUCUGUGCCGAAAAAAGCUUGUAUGAUUGCAGGUUCCUCCACAUCAUGCACAAGUUUUUCAAGCUCAUGUUAGUUAACCCUCCAUGUAUAUGCAGCUGUACGUACAUGCGUUCCGAUGCAACUGUCAUUUUAAUUAGUUACAUACUGCCUGUUCAAAAUAAGGGAUUCAUUUUUUGAAGUGUUCUUUCUCUAAAAGUUUCACAGGAUGAAAACAUAAAAAUUUCCUACAUUUUGGGAUGACUGCAUAAUGUUGUACUUUGUAGAUAAACCAUGGCUUGAAUUGGGAAAUUCAAAUUAUUGGAAUUAUAGCAUCCAACUUUGUGUUCUUGGCAAUUUUCUACUCUCUCUUUUUAUUUUAAUUUAUGCUGUGCUUUUUCUGGAUUUAACAUACAAGUAAUCUAGAUUUUUGUUGGAAGAAAAGGAUUAAAGGCAAGGGUUGCCUUUAUUGGACAAAAAUAAUGUCCUUUGGGUGUUAAACACCUUGUUGCCUCUACAUCUACUGUUCUUGUUAGAUGUAGUUUAUUGCCUCUUGGUCCUUGUGUAAUUCAGAUCUCAAAAAGGGGUUUUUUUUUCAAGUUCAUCAAUUUUACUUUAACAUCUGAUAUUUGUUGGGAAUUGAAUCAUCUCCUAGAUAAGUGGUUUUAAGCAAGUCAGUGAAUAUGCCAAUAGCUUUUCUUCUUUUUCUUUGGAGGUAAAUCCAAGUGGGGGUUUUAUUUGUACUCAAGAUGUGUUUGACAAUUUGAAUUGGCCAAGGUAUCUGCCAUUCAAUAUUUCAUUAUCAUGAAUUUGAUUGAUUUGGGAAAAAAUAAAUUUGAUUAACUGAAUUGAAUUUAUUUGUAAAACUUGCAUGGGUGUUAGAUUCAUGCUAUAAGUAGGGUUCUUAAAAAUUCAAGGGAACAGAUAGGAAGUUAUAAAUGUUUAAAACCAAAUUUUUUUCCAUUUGAUGCUUAGGGAUUUGUUGUAUGUGGGGGGGAGGCCUUGUCAAGGUAGCAUUAGACAUGUUAAUCUUGUUGUUUGUAGCAGCAUGUAAAAUGAGAAAGAUUACGAAGUAAAUAAAGAUUAAUUUCUUACUUUG